Messenger RNA from Closterium sp. Yama58-4, 456 nucleotides. NCBI's taxonomy places the organism in Eukaryota, Viridiplantae, Streptophyta, Zygnematophyceae, Desmidiales, Closteriaceae. The record is from the annotation of a GenBank genome assembly.
AUGUAUUUUCAAGUCCGUUCUGCUGCUACCCCGCGUGACAUGUCGCGUUCCAGCGGUGCAUGGCAGCGGCUUCAAUGGCUGUGGAACGGGAUUGGCGGGUUCGUCGUGCUGCUGCUCGUCUACGCGGCGCUGCUCGAGUUGAAUCGCGCGCCAACCUCCGUCAUGCAGAUGCCUCCCGAGCCCUCCGCCGCCAUUCCGCAGGAGGGCUUCGGGGAGUCGGACAAUGCCGAGGAGGCCAAGCAGUCGACGCGACUUAGAAGUGCAACACGCGGCGCAUCAGACAGCGCACAGAGGCCACCCGACGACGCCCAACACUACCACAUCUGUUGGUCCUCUGGUACUCCUCCCUCCCAGCACUGCUCCCCUUCCUCACCUGCUCCCUCCGCCCGCUGCUCCCUUCUUCUGUUUUUCCUUCCCCCUGCUGCUCCCUCCCCCCAAACUGCUCCCUUCCCCUGA